Messenger RNA from Orbilia oligospora ATCC 24927, 1029 nucleotides. RefSeq lists its product as uncharacterized. The transcript has 3 exons. The record is from RefSeq and is a predicted model, not a curated record. Bases 1 to 1029 code for a protein of 342 amino acids. Lineage: Eukaryota; Fungi; Ascomycota; Orbiliomycetes; Orbiliales; Orbiliaceae. Gene Ontology annotation, cellular component: mitochondrion; membrane. Gene Ontology annotation, biological process: mitochondrial respiratory chain complex IV assembly.
AUGUCGGCGAUACUCUCGCCCCGCCGCCUCCUCCUCCGCCUCCCCUCCAAAGCCAGCUCUACAAUAUGUCCCAGCUGCACCCGUCGAAUAACCUCCUUCUUCCCAUCCCACAAACCCAAAGGACCCUCCUCCUUCCAACUGACCCUCCGUCGAACCUACUCCCAACAACAACGACAGCAGCAAUACCAACAACCGGGCGACAACCCCAACUUCUCCUCAGUCCUCGACCAACCGGCCCGUCUGGUCCGUACAAACCGUCGUCACCGACCACUAGGCCUCAUAAUCCUCGCGUUAAUCCCCUUAACCGCAUUCGCAUUGGGCACCUGGCAGAUCCAACGAUUAAACUGGAAAACCUCGUUAAUAGCACGAAGUGAAGAUCGACUCUCUCGACCACCGUUACCUUUACCGCCGGUAUUAGACGUAACAGCCCUACCGGAUUUUGAUUAUAGAAGAGUAGCGACUAGAGGAAAGUUUUUGCAUGAUAAAGAGAUAUUAUUGGGUCCUAGGUUGUAUGAUGGGGAGAAUGGGUAUAUUGUUAUUACACCGUUGGAUAGGUCUUUAGAUCAUGCGAGUACGAUUUUGGUAAAUAGAGGGUGGAUUUCGAAGGGGCUUGCGGAUAAGAGGAAACGGUGGAGGGUUGGUGGGGAGAGGGCUUUACCGUCUGGUGAGGUGCUUGUGGAAGGAUUGUUGAGGGAACCUCCUAAGAAGAAUAGUUUUACACCGGAUAAUAAACCGGAGGAAGGGAAAUGGUAUUUUCCGGAUGUUAAGGAGAUGGCGGGGUGGACGGGUGCUCAGGAGGUUAUGGUUGAGGAGACUAUGGAUCAUACGAUUCUGGCGAUAAUGGACAGACAGUCUAAGGGUGUUCCUAUUGGAAGGGUGCCGGAGGUUAAUCUCAGGAAUAAUCAUUUCCAGUAUAUUGUUACUUGGUACUCCCUCGGCAUCGCAACUUCGAUAAUGUUCUACCUCGUUAUCCGACGGCCUCCGAGAGAUAUAACUAAGAAAGUCCGUCUUCAAAAGGAUUGGGCUUAA